This is a messenger RNA of Cordyceps fumosorosea ARSEF 2679, 876 nucleotides long. RefSeq lists its product as hypothetical. The transcript has a single exon. The coding region runs from base 1 to 876 and encodes 291 amino acids. The record is from RefSeq and is a predicted model, not a curated record. NCBI's taxonomy places the organism in Eukaryota, Fungi, Ascomycota, Sordariomycetes, Hypocreales, Cordycipitaceae.
AUGACAGGCGGUCAGCCUACAACUCUGCUCGAUCUCCCCGUCGACGUCAUCGCGCUCAUCUUGACACCUCUGCUGAAGAUCGACGCGCCCAUCGAGCUGUGUCCCUGCCCGGACCACGGAGACCUGAACGCGCGGCUGGAGACGGCGCGGCUGGUCCUGCUCGUGCAUCCGCAGCUGCACGCCAUAGCCUGCCCGAUGCUGUACAGCCUCAACACGUUCAAGCUGGCCAUCGUGUCCGGACGGCACGGCGCGCUCCAGAGCAAGAUGUUGCAGGCGCACUGCCACGAAGAAGCUACCACACUCGGCGAGGCGUGGACGGGUUUACGUGAUGGCGCUGCGGCGGACGGCGCGUUAGCCGCGGAGCAGGAGCGGCAGCGCGAGAUGGGCAAGCUGCGGCUGUUCGUGACGCCCUCGGCGCGGCGAAGAGUGCGUAAUUUCGUGCUGGAGGUGGGACGCCACCGCGGAUGGAUCGACCGAGCCGUCACCCCGGUGCUCUCCGACAUGAUCCUCGCCGGGAGCCUUGCUUCGCUGAGCAUCACGCUGCUGUAUCAAGCAUCCGAGACCAGGCUGGGAGGCAACCAACUGUUAAGCCGAGAUGCGGCCAUGUUUACGAGGCCGCCGCUGAAAGGCUUCUUCCAGGCGUUGGCGGAUCCGGACCUCGAGUCGUCGCGACUCCUCUUGACGGGAGGGCACCCACCUGCUUGGUGCAAGUACCACAAGAAGGGGUUGCGGAGUGAUAGGCGGGGGGCAAAAUGCCCUCCUGUCGCUGAGGUUGACUGGCGAGCUAUUGUGCGAGAGGUGUUGGAUCCUGAGGGAGUCAACACGGCAGCGCGACACUCAGAGGCAGCCCCCACCCCUCAUCUUGGCCGGAUCUGA